GCAUCCAUCGGUCUCCAUGGUAACGCUUCUGAUGCCGCCAUUGAUCGUUUGUUUUCGCUCUUCCUGCUUUUCUUCGAUAUUUCAGGAUGAGGAAGAGGAAAAGCGACUUCAUUUGGUUUCUGUUAGACUUGAAGUGUUUCACUCACUGAGCAGUGAGUCUAAAUUGUUUCCAGAAAAGGUUCGGUACCGCCGGUUCUGUUCAUGUGGACCAGGUCCGGUUCUUUUUAGGGUUCUAGAUUAGCUUUUCAUGCUAACAGACUCCGGAGUCUGGAGUUGAAGUUGGCCUCUGAUUGGGAGAUUAAAGGGUUAUUUCUCUGAAUUUAAGGCUCAGGAAUCUGUUGAAGGUUCUGCUCCAGACGCAGCAUGCAGGUGCUGCCGCCCUGGGGCCUCGCCCUCCCUCUCCCUGCAGUGAUGCUGAUCGCUGUCAGUCUCUACAUGAUGGUUCUGGUGGUCGGGCUGUGGAUCCGCUACUGCCUCAAGGACUUCUGUCCCCCUUGUCCCAGCUGUCCCUGCUGUCCCAGUGUCUCCGUCUGCGACCAAUGCUUCAGACUCGCUGAGAUGUGUGACUGCCGUCUGCCAGGCGUCAGCACCUUCCUGCCAGACUCAUGUUCCAACGCUCCGUGCUUCAGCAUGGACUGCGCCUGCACCUGCCAGCCUCCAGAGUGUGACUCCUGCAACUGCCUCUGCUUCGAGAUCCGGAUCAAGUAGAACCGAGGACCGGUUCUGACUCGCUCAGAGGAAUGACAUGGAGCCGGCCCAGUUCUGCUGAACAAAACCGACCCGACCCAUCUGUGGUUCCGACUCGUCUUCUGAGCCGUUGUGUUUGGGCGCAGCGCCAGUCUGACCACCAGAUGGUGCUGCCGCUCCACUCUCUGGGUUUUGAGAUGAAGCACGCGGCGACAGUGGGAACCGUUCCAGGAACCCGGCCGGUUCGGACCCUCCUCCGCUAAAGUCUUCACACCCUGACUUUGCCGUGUCGUCCUCAGUCUGUUAUGUUGCUCAUCUGGUUACUGAUUGUUUGUGACGGGUUGGUAAGAAAGAAGCAAAGAAGCUUUAGCUGUUCCCACCCGGACCAGCGGUCUCCAACAUGUGGCUCCUGGGCCACAUGUGGCCCUUUGGCCUCUUCACUGUGGCCCUUAUGAAACAGACUAAAAACAGGUUUUAUUCUGAAAGCAAAAAGAAGGGCUGGUUUGACCAGUUCAGCUUUUAUACAUCAAUGCUUUGUUUUUGAAUAUAAUUGAAUGUUUUUACGCUUCA
Molecule: messenger RNA, 1257 nt
Organism: Xiphophorus hellerii (green swordtail)
Lineage: Eukaryota; Metazoa; Chordata; Actinopteri; Cyprinodontiformes; Poeciliidae
Exons: 5
Coding region: 364-708 (114 amino acids)
Source: RefSeq, a predicted model, not a curated record